GUUGAACAAGCCUUUGAAUGCUCCCCUCCAAGUUGCCAGCGCGAAAACCAAACAAGUCCAAAUCCUUGACUCGAGUCAAACGCCUCCACCGCCAGAUAUCGAUGCAUACCAAACCCACCUCCAUUAGCACCAACAGGGACACCGGCUAAUUUCUUGGAUGGCGUGGUCGGGAAAAAGGUCAUGUCCGUCUUACAUCGGGCAUCGAUUAUCGAGGCAUUCUCUCGUCUAGAUGGAUAUAUGAACAUUGCGCUGGAGCAGACGGAGAAGCAUAUUGAUGGUGCAGUCAUAAGUAAAUACGAGGACGUGUUCAUUUGCUGGAAUAAUGAUCCACUAUAAUCACAACGUUGAACUGUACGAGCAUCGUCAAAGUCUACGGGAGUAAUGUGUGACUGCAUUCUCCUGCUCUCGGCCUUUGAUUUUUGUACAUCCUUCGAUGAAGGAUCUAUCGGCGG
Molecule: messenger RNA, 452 nt
Organism: Suillus subaureus
Lineage: Eukaryota; Fungi; Basidiomycota; Agaricomycetes; Boletales; Suillaceae
Exons: 4
Coding region: 181-336 (51 amino acids)
Source: RefSeq, a predicted model, not a curated record